ACACACAUCUACUAACCUAUCCAUAGCAAUCACAUAUCUUAAUCAGAUCAAUCAGAAUGGCGGCGGGCGGCGGCAGUAGCAAGAGGACGUGGGUGGUGGACGUGGAGAAGAAGCUCAAGGAAGCCGACAAGUCGGUGGAGAUGUCGCGGUGGGAGCGCCACUGCAUCUACCGCGUGCCGCCCUGCAUGACCAACAUCAAGAGCAAGGCGUACCAGCCGCAGGUAGUGUCGCUGGGCCCCUUCCACCACGGCGACCUCGACCUGCGGCCCAUGGAGGAGCACAAGUGCCGGGCGCUGCGGCAGCUGCUCCAGCGCGUGGAGCGGACCUUCGACGAGCUCGUCGACGGCGUGGAGGAAGUCGCGGAGCAGCUGGAGGGCGCGUACAUGGACCUCGACAGCGAGUGGCGCGCCGACGGCGGGUCAAGGGAGCGGUUCCUGGCCAUGAUGAUCUUCGACGGCUGCUUCCUGCUCGAGGUGAUGAGGUGCACGGCCGCUGACGGGAAGCAGGUCGGCGACUACGCGCAUAACGACCCCAUCUUCAGCCGCCACGGGAUACUCUACAUGGUGCCCUACAUCCGGCGAGACAUGCUCAUGCUCGAGAACCAGCUACCGCUGCUGCUGCUCCAGAAGCUCGUUGAGGUUGAGAGUGGAAAGCCUCAGAACGACGACUUCAUCAACCGAAUGGUGCUGAAAUUUCUAGCGCAAUCUUCCGGCCCACUACCACCAGGCGUCGGCCUAGGGCUCCACCCACUGGAUGUCUUUCGCCGGAGCAUGCUCACUGGUAAGUGCCAUCAAAUCCGUAGUCCCCAGGACAAUGAGGAGGACAACACAAUCAUCCGGUCAGCAGUGGAGCUCUAUGAAGCCGGGAUUCAGUUCAAGCCGAGCAAGACGCCGAGCCUGCACGACAUCCGGUUCCGGCGGGGCACGCUGAGCAUGCCGACGGUGUCGGUGGACGACUCCACUGAGUACAUGUUCCUCAACAUGAUGGCGUUUGAGCGGCUGCACGCCGGCGCCGGUAACGACGUGACCGGCUACGUCUUCUUCAUGGACAACAUUAUCGACUCAGCCAAGGAUGUGGCGCUGCUCAGCUCCAAGGGGAUCAUCCAGAACGCCAUCGGCAGCGACCAGGCCGUGGCCAAGCUGUUCAACACUAUAUCCAGGGACGUGGUGCUUGAGCCCAACAGCGCGCUCGACGCCGUGCAGCGGCAGGUGAACGGCUACUUCCGGCAGCCAUGGAACAUUUGGCGCGCCAACCUCAUCCACACAUAUUUCAGGAGCCCCUGGGCGUUCCUCUCCCUCGCCGCGGCUGUCUUCCUCCUCGGCAUGACCGUCAUGCAGACCGUCUACACCGUGCUGCAGUUCUACGGGAACGACAGCAACAGCCUGCCACCGUCGGCACCAUCUCCUAUGUGAGCCAGCCGGCCGCAAAAACUUAGUAAUCACUAAGUACCUGCUACCCGAUCUGCUUGCUUCAUGAAUUCGUUUUGCUUUCUGUUCGAGUUUUUGUUGUCGUUUUGUUUUUUGCGAGCGAUUCGAGCUUUUGUUGUUGUCGUACAUUGUCAAGCCUCGGGUUACCUGGACUCUGCAAGAACGAAGAUAGUAUGUGACGUGUUUGUGACUUUGUGUUGCUUUCGUUAUGAUUCAGUAUAUUCUUCGCAUUUGCUAUUCACUUGGCAACAACUAAAAUAAAUAGUUUUUUCGAUUGAUAGGUUUUAAAAGUGAGUAGGGCAGCAAUGCGCUCAAGAUUUCAGAACCGCCAAACUACCCAGUUCUACAAAAUUCAGAAAAUAAAAGGCCGCGGCCAAUGGCCACUCCAAUGGAGUCGCGCCUGGAAAACACCUUCCUGGAGGAUCUUCGGAGGGGGAGGAUGAUGCGCCGGGGCCUUCAACUUCGCGCCCGUGAGCCAGCCGCCGGUGGCGGAGGUUGGUG
Messenger RNA from Aegilops tauschii subsp. strangulata, 1928 nucleotides. Its product is annotated as UPF0481 protein At3g47200-like. NCBI's taxonomy places the organism in Eukaryota, Viridiplantae, Streptophyta, Magnoliopsida, Poales, Poaceae. The record is from RefSeq and is a predicted model, not a curated record.